AUAGCCACUUGUGAGAUUCUGGCUCCUUCGCUAGAGGCAGCCUAGGGUCGUAUGGGUUGGGCGAACGUUUUGUGGUUGGAAGUAUGAGACGGAAGUCAGGGAACGGAAGAGCUGUAUCCGAAUCCGAAUUUACAGUAGUGUUUUGCACAUUAUCCCAAAUUCUGAUCGGAAUCUGGGCCUCCUGCGGCUGAGAAUCGCUCAGGCAAAAAAAAAAAGCUCAUCAUAUCUCUAGGCUGGCUUCCAGCUUCGAAGCACUGAAAAUGCCACAGGGAGCCAUUGAAAUCCAACGCCAGCUCAAGGAUCAGAUUCCAUGAGGAAAAUAAAAGAAAAAAACGAAUCAAAAGGAAACCAGAGCACAUAAACCAGAAGAAUGGGAACUACAGAAGGACAGUAAUGGCUUGUUUUGUACAAGCAGUUUACUUGCUUGAGCUUGACAGGCAAGAAAACAGGAAAGGAGAAAAUGCCCUUGCUCCAAAAUGGUGGUCACCCUUCAAAUACAGACUGGUGGAGAUCCUAAGAGACGAAAGGGAUGGGUCUAUAUUCGGGGCAGUCCUGAAAUGGGACAGGGCAGCAGCUUUAACCGACCUUGUUCUUAUCAGGCCAAGCGGCGCACCAAGUGCCGUUCUAGCACUCAGAGGGACACUGCUCAAGAGUCCUACAAUGAGAAGGGACAUCCAAGACGACCUACGCUACUUAGCUUGGGAGAGCCUAAAGGGAUCUGUCAGGUUCAGUGUGGCUCAGAAAGCACUGAAGUCUCUUGCAGGGAAGUAUGGAAGAAACAACGUAUGCAUCGCUGGGCAUUCGCUGGGGGCAGGGUUCGCACUUCAAGUAGGGAAGGCAUUGGCGAAAGAAGGAAUAUACAUAGAGGCACAUUUGUUCAACCCACCAUCGGUUUCGCUGGCCAUGUAUCUGAGGAACAUGAGAGAAAAAGCUUGGUUGGUCUGGAGAAAGCUCAUCAGAUCUCCUCAUGAUCAAACUCAAGCUCCUGUUGUGCGAGUUGGGAUGGAGCAAUGGGUGCCACAUCUGUACAUAAACCACAGCGACUAUAUAUGUUGCUAUUACAUGGAUUCAGCAGGUGAAGUAGAAGAGAAGACGAGGGAAAGGAGUGCCCAAGUUGCUGCCAGACUGUUCCUGCCGGCUACGAAAGGAAAACAGAAGUUUCUAGAAGCACACGGACUGGAGCAGUGGUGGUCUGACAACUUGGAACUCGAAAUGGCAGUGAAUAACAGCAGGCUGAUAAGCCAGCAACUGAAAUCCUUGUAUAAACUCCCUCUGCACUGAAUAACAGCAGUGCAUAUUCCACACUGCCUCAUUCAACAAAUCACUCAAUUUGCAACCGCAAUGCUUGAUCAUAUCAAGUUAUUUAUAAUUACCUUCGAUAACUUCCCCCCCCCCCCAAUCAAGUCAUACAAUUGCAAUGCAUCGUUGCAUUUACUACGUACUUCCCAAAAAUAAAUUUUUGAUCCAACAUUUUUCUCUAUAUGUGCUUCCGUUCACUCCAACAACGUUUCCAAGUAGGAUAAGCAUAAUGGCCGAGUAAAACUUACAAUGCAUUGAUAGGUUUGACAAAUGUAAUACAAGGAGUAGCUUUGGAACACCCAUGGAAAAUGCGUGAUUUAAGCUUAAAA
Molecule: messenger RNA, 1628 nt
Organism: Cuscuta campestris
Lineage: Eukaryota; Viridiplantae; Streptophyta; Magnoliopsida; Solanales; Convolvulaceae
Source: the annotation of a GenBank genome assembly